CGCUUCUUCUGAAAGAAAGACCGAUUUCGGCUCGACCGCUGGUCGCCAUUUUGAGGAACUUUAAAGCAGCAACUGCGCAGUAAAUUUUGACUUUUUGAAAAUAGAACUUUAGCUUAUUCAACGAUAAAUGUCUCGUUUCAACAAUAACCGCGGUGGGUUCGGGAUGAAUCACUACCAGCCACGCCGAGGCGGAGGUCCCGGUGGUCCAAUGCGUGGCAGCUUAAUGGGAAACCCGCAUUACCGUAACCACCCUUUCCAAAACUCCCACCAGAACCGGAGGGGAGGCAACAACUUCAUCACGUCCCAAAACAACAAUGUCCCACAGAAGUCCGAAGUUAAGCAGUCGACGCCGAUUAUUCCUCCACCGAGUCCAGGACCGGCCCUCACCAUGAAAGGCCCGAUGCAGCAGGAGCAGCAGAAGCCCUCGGCCCAGCAGGAGCAGCAGAAGCCCUCGGCCCAGCAGGCGCCGCAGAAACCGAAUCCCUCUGUGGACCAGCCGAAGACCCAGACCUCACCUCAAACACCCGAGGUAUCCUCCGCUCAGCCCAAUAUCCAGGCCAACCAGAACCAGCAGAUCAAGUCUCCGGCAGGGAACGCUAACGCACAGCAACAUAAGCAGCAGCCUCUUCAGCAAAGCCCGAGGCCGAGUCCCCAGCAAGGCCAGAAACCCGCACCGCCACAGAGCCCGAAGCCGAUUCCACAGCAGAGCCCGAAACCCAACCCCCAACAGAACCAGAAGCCCGGUCCACAGCAGAACCUGAGGCCUGGUCCCCAGCAGAACCAGAAGCCCAGUCCACCACAGGGCCCGAGACCAGGCCAACAGAAGGGCCAACGGUCUGGUCCUCAACAAGGCCCGAAGACUGGCCAUCCACAGGGCCAUGGCCUGGCUCCUAAGCCGGCCCAGAGGGCAGAACCGAUGGAGGAUGGCAGUAAAAGCGGCCCAGCGAACCCGGGAAUGAGCCAGGAAACGACAUUCAAAGCGGCCUUGUCCAUGUUGUUGAAGCCCGGAGAAAAGUCAUACACACAGAGAUGCCGUUUGUUUGUUGGUAACCUGCCAAAUGACAUCACAGAGGAGGAUUUCAGGAAGCUCUUUGCUAAGUACGGAGAACCUUCUGAAGUCUUCAUCAACAAAGCAAAAGGCUUUGGAUUUAUCCGACUGGAGUCCAGGGCACUUGCAGAAAUAGCUAAGGCUGAGAUGGAUGACCAUCCAAUGAAAGGCAGACCACUGCGUGUUCGAUUUGCUACACACUCUGCAGCCCUGUCUGUGAAGAAUCUGUCACCGUAUGUUUCCAACGAGCUCCUGGAUGAAGCGUUCUCGCAGUUUGGCAUGGUCGAGAGGGCCGUUGUCGUUGUUGAUGACCGCGGUCGGUCUGCAGGGCGCGGGAUUGUCGAGUUCGCUUCCAGGGCAGCUGCCAAAAAGGCUCUGGACCGGUGCAACGAGGGUGUUUUCCUUCUUACCUCGUCACCCCGUCCUGUAGUUGUUGAGCCUCUGGAGCAGUUUGAUUGUGAUGAUGGUCUUCCAGAGAAAUUUGCUCAGAAGAACCCAAAAUUUCAAGCUGCGCGCGAGCAGCCUCCCCGUUUUGCUCGCCCUGGCUCCUUUGAGUUUGAGUAUUCAAAACGUUGGAAGUCUAUGGAUGAAAUGGAGAAGCAGCAGAGGGAGCAGGUGGAGAAGAACAUGCGCGAGGCCCGCGAAAAACUGGAGAGUGAGAUGGAAGAUGCUUAUCAUGAGCAUCAGGCCAAUAUGCUACGUCAGGAACUUCUGAGGCGGCAGGAAGAGCUAAGGCGCAUGGAGGAACUGCACAACCAAGAAAUGCAAAAGAGAAAGGAAAUGCAGCUCAGACAGGAAGAAGAACGACGCAGACGGGAAGAAGAGAUGCUUCGAAAGAGGGAAAUGGAGGAACAGAUGCGCCGUCAGCGUGAAGAAAACUACAGAAUGGGAAAUUUCAUGGACAGAGACAUUGACAUAAGAAUGCACACCAGUGGCUCUAUGGGCAUAGGGGAGAUGUCCUUCAGUGGGUCCAGCCAGAACUUCUCAAUGAGUGGACUUGGCUUUGAGAGUCAGUCUGGAUUGGGAUCAUCACCAGGAGGCCUGAUGGGCGGUGAAAUGGAGCCUCGACCAAUCAGAGGAGGCUGAGGGUUCGAUCUGAGCAGCCACGGUUGAAAUAAAACCUGAAGUCUUAGAACCUGCAGGAGCUCCAGCGGAACUGAGCAGUGUGACCCUUGUCGCCUCCAGGUUCGGGUCUGGACUUCAUCAGUGAACUUUUUGAUGUAGAGAUGCAGGCAAAGCUGCAGUACCGGGAUGUAUCCAGCAGGGGGCGAACACCCGGUGGUGCAGUGGACAGAUUCUGUUUCUUCUUCUGUUAGCAAAUAAAUGAAAGAACACAGUUUGGUUGUUUUUUUUUUUUCUGUGUUCAUCACUAAAUAAUCAAAUGCUGCUAUCUGAGUUUACAAUCAAUGUCUUUUCAGCUACAUUUAACCCCAAAAUAUCAGAAGUUCAGGCAAGUUAUGCCUAACAUGGAGAUGGUGCAGUUACUACCUUCAUGGCACCAGGACAUGGGGACAGUAAGGGACAUGUUAAGCUGAGCAGUAACCUGCAGCCUGUUUUCCUGCUGUGGUGCAUCGCUGCCUCCAGUUCAGAUACAACUAAAGACUAAAGGUGCAAAGUUUCCGCUGCUGAGACACCUUCUUAUCCCGAGUGUUGGCUGUCAGUCCUGGAGGAAGUCCAGCCCAGGUGCAGCAAGAUGAUCUGGACUGAAUCUGGGUCAGGUGCACAUCUCAUCUGAGCUGCUAGCUGGAACUUGCUCAAUCACAUCUGGUGGUCCGUGACGUUUUACAGCCUAAACACAACAGGAGAAAUCAUCUGGACCACAGAAGCACUCAGGUUCUACUUCCAAAACAUCGCAGAUGUUCUGUUCCUAUAUGACGGAUCCCAUCAGACUUUGUAGAAGUACUGGUAAAUGAGCUUCUGAAGGAAAGGAUGUAACUUCAUCCCUCCUCAUCCAUGCAUGCAUUACUGCUGGAAGCUGCUUCCCUGGUUUAUUUUCUAGAAAAAGCUUUUAACUUUUCAUUUUUAGUUUAAAGCUGCAGUAGUUUGAGAUCUGCAGCAUCAGUCAAAUCAGGAAAUUCACUGUAACUAAUGGGUUCAUCUUGGCUCUUUUGCAUUAAAAGUUAUAAAGGUUAUAAACUUG
Molecule: messenger RNA, 3188 nt
Organism: Girardinichthys multiradiatus
Lineage: Eukaryota; Metazoa; Chordata; Actinopteri; Cyprinodontiformes; Goodeidae
Gene: sfpq
Product: splicing factor proline/glutamine-rich
Exons: 12
Coding region: 128-2134 (668 amino acids)
Biological process (GO): regulation of DNA-templated transcription
Cellular component (GO): nucleus
Molecular function (GO): RNA binding
Source: RefSeq, a predicted model, not a curated record